Myxocyprinus asiaticus (Chinese sucker) is the source of this 1148-nucleotide messenger RNA. RefSeq names its product 39S ribosomal protein L45, mitochondrial-like. The record is from RefSeq and is a predicted model, not a curated record. The transcript is spliced from 8 exons. The coding region runs from base 22 to 1029 and encodes 335 amino acids. Gene Ontology annotation, cellular component: mitochondrion. NCBI's taxonomy places the organism in Eukaryota, Metazoa, Chordata, Actinopteri, Cypriniformes, Catostomidae.
CCUCUCCACCGGGUGGCGCUGAUGACAGAUUCCCACGUGUUACUGAUUGUACAGGCACACGACAGGAGGACUUUUGGAAAGAUGGCGACGUCCAUAUGUAGGACGUUGAAAUCCUUUCAUCUAACAACAUGUCAUAAUAUUAAGUAUGUUGCGCCGCUGCUGGACGUGCGGCUCCCGCAACCGGUGGUGGUUCCGAUCCGCACAAAGAAGCGCUAUUUCAUUCCUCCGGCUGUGAACGUUAAACAGAAAACACAAGCCGAGCAGGAGGCUCAAGCCCGAGCUGCGGGUGUGGUGGUCCGGCAGCAGUACAUGGAGAGAGCCAUCAACAUUGCAUGCACAGCGGGCAUCUUUGAUCCUUAUGUUCCUCCUGAAGGAGACGCUCGCCUUUCCACACUGUCCAAAGAAGGUCUGAAACAGCGCACGGAGCAGCUGCGUCAGAGCGCAGCAUCACAGCUGGCGAUUCGUAAAAUAAAGGACCAUGAUCCAGAGUUCUCCACAAAGGAGUUCCCAGCACGAGCACAGGAGAUUUUCAUAGAGGCUCAUGCAGCACUCACACAGUUUAAUAAAGAAAAGCUUCAUUCUUUGGUGACAGAGAGGUGUUACCCUGAGAUGGUUCGUGGAAACCGUUAUAAGACUCUACGCUGGCGGUUCAUUGAGUCACUGGAACCACCACGGGUGGUUCAUGCACGAUGUCCUGACAUGAUCAGCAAGGGCAACCUGUACGCUCAAGUGACUCUCCGCAUGCACUCCAGACAGACAUUGGCAAUCUAUGACCGCUUUGGUCGGUUGAUGCUGGGGGAUGAGGAGGAACCCAGGGAUGUCCUGGAAUACCUGGUGCUUGAGAGACAUCUUGUCAACCCUUAUGGGCGCUGGAGACUUCACGGCAAGAUUGUUCCAGCAUGGGCUCCACCAAAAGAUCCCAUUAUUAAGACUGUCAUGAUUGCUGGCCCAAAGCUCAAGCCCGAAGAGGUGUUUGAGGAUUUGAAUUACCAGGUACCAAAGCCCAAGGCAGUGCAGUGGUACAAGUAAUUCUGAAUGGUAGUGCCUUAUUCCACCCCUGCACAGGUCCAUUCUGUACAGUCUUAUUCAAAAUGGUCAUUAUCUUCCUAAAUAAAUGUUUGCUGUAUUUAAGAAACCCAGAGUUUUUG